This is a messenger RNA of Hemicordylus capensis (graceful crag lizard), 6143 nucleotides long. RefSeq names its product ArfGAP with SH3 domain, ankyrin repeat and PH domain 2 (gene ASAP2). The transcript is spliced from 28 exons. The record is from RefSeq and is a predicted model, not a curated record. Gene Ontology annotation, molecular function: protein binding; GTPase activator activity. The coding region runs from base 552 to 3740 and encodes 1062 amino acids. NCBI's taxonomy places the organism in Eukaryota, Metazoa, Chordata, Lepidosauria, Squamata, Cordylidae. Gene Ontology annotation, cellular component: cytoplasm. Gene Ontology annotation, biological process: positive regulation of GTPase activity.
UGCUGCGUUCGGGGAGCCGUGCCUUGUUUCUCUGCCUCCUUCUUCGGCGUUAUGAUGGACGUGGGGUUGUGCUGGGUUUUCCCUCCGUGUGCGCUCUUGUGGGAGGAGUGUGCGUCUGGUCUGCCUCCCGCCCCGCCGCCUCCUUAUGCGCGACGGGGGACGCUUGUAUGUCUAGUUCUGCCCGCAUUUCUUUCCCUCCUCUCAAAACUAGGGCAUUUCCUUGUGUGCCUCUCUCCUCGUAAUAACCCGAAGCCCGCGACGUCAGUGGCUUAGGUGGCGAGGCGCGGGAGAGAGAAAGGGAGAGCGCUGCGGCAGCCGCGGCUGGCUACUGAGCGAUGUGAGGCGGGGACGCUCCCCCUUCGCCUGCCUGCCCGCCCGCCCGCCUGCCUCUCGCUGGCUGGCUUCCCUCCUUCCUAAGCCUUUCCCCCAGUCCCUGCCUCUGCUGGAGCCGCCUGCCUGCCUGCUCGCUCGCCCGCCCGCCCCGCCGCUCUCCUCCUCUCCCUUCCCUCUUCCCUCCCCUCCCUCCUUCCUUCCCUCCCUCCCUCCCCGCCAUGCCGGACCAGAUCUCCGUGUCGGAAUUCGUGUCCGAGACCAAUGAGGAUUACAAGUCGCCCACCGCCUCCAACUUCACCACCCGGAUGGUGCAGUGCCGGAACACCGUGGCGGCCAUCGAGGAGGCGCUGGAUGUUGAUCGAACUGUUCUUUAUAAAAUGAAGAAAUCUGUAAAAGCCAUCAAUAUUUCUGGUUUGGGUCAUGUGGAAAAUGAAGAACAGUACACUCAAGCUCUGGAGAAAUUUGGAGGAAACUGCGUGUGUAGGGAUGAUCCAGAUUUGGGAACUGCAUUUUUAAAAUUUGCUGUAUUUACAAAGGAGUUGACAGCACUCUUCAAAAAUUUGAUCCAGAACAUGAACAAUAUAAUCACUUUUCCACUGGACAGUUUGCUGAAGGGGGAUCUAAAAGGAGUGAAAGGGGACUUGAAGAAACCCUUUGAUAAAGCUUGGAAGGACUAUGAAACAAAAGUGACAAAAAUAGAAAAAGAGAAAAAAGAACAUGCUAAAUUACACGGAAUGAUCCGUACAGAAAUAAGCGGAGCUGAAAUAGCAGAAGAGAUGGAGAAAGAGAGAAGGUUCUUCCAGUUACAAAUGUGUGAGUACCUGUUGAAAGUCAAUGAAAUCAAGAUUAAAAAGGGGGUUGACUUGCUUCAAAACCUGAUCAAGUAUUUCCACGCACAGUGCAACUUCUUUCAGGAUGGCCUGAAAGCAGUUGAAAGCCUCAAACCUUCAAUAGAGAAGCUCUCUACAGACCUUCACACAAUUAAACAAGUACAGGAUGAAGAAAGAAAACAAUUAAUUCAGCUUAGGGAUAUUUUAAAAUCUGCACUUCAGGUUGAUCAAAAAGAGGACUCUCAGCUCCGUCAGAGUACAACUUACAGUUUACACCAACCUCAGGGAAAUAAGGAACAUGGCACUGAAAGAGAUGGCAGCCUCUAUAAGAAAAGUGAUGGAAUCAGAAAAGUGUGGCAAAAGAGGAAGUGCACGGUUAAAAAUGGUUUCCUGACAAUUUCCCAUGGUACAGCAAAUCGACCUCCUGCAAAGCUCAAUCUGUUAACUUGCCAAGUGAAAACAAACCCAGAAGAGAAAAAAUGUUUUGACCUCAUAUCACAUGACCGAACAUAUCAUUUCCAAGCAGAGGAUGAGCAGGACUGUCAAAUCUGGAUAUCUGUGCUACAGAAUAGUAAAGAAGAAGCUUUAAAUAAUGCAUUUAAGGGUGAUGACAAUACAGGAGAAAAUAACAUUGUCCAAGAACUGACAAAAGAAAUAAUCUCUGAUGUGCAGAGGAUGCCUGGAAAUGAUGUGUGCUGUGACUGUGGAGCACAAGAUCCUACAUGGCUCUCAACAAAUCUUGGCAUUUUAACUUGUAUUGAGUGUUCAGGAAUCCAUCGAGAACUUGGUGUCCACUAUUCCAGAAUGCAAUCACUCACCUUAGAUGUGCUGGGAACAUCUGAAUUGCUGCUUGCCAAGAAUAUUGGGAAUGCAGGGUUUAAUGAGAUUAUGGAAUUUUGCCUGCCUGGAGAUGAAAUAGUGAAGCCCAAUCCAAGCAGUGACAUGAAUGCAAGAAAAGAUUAUAUUAAUGCCAAAUAUAUUGAAAAAAAAUAUGCAAGGAAAAAAUAUUCGGACAGUAUGGCUAAACUACAAAGCCUCUGUGAAGCAGUCAGAACAAGAGACAUGUUUGGACUGGUUCAAGUGUAUGCUGAGGGUGUGGAUUUAACAGAGAAAAUUCCACUAGCAAAUGGGCAUGAACAAGAUGAAACUGCCCUUCAUCUUGCAGUGAGAUCAGUUGAUCGGACCUCGCUUCACAUAGUUGACUUCUUGGUGCAGAAUAGUGGCAACCUUGACAAGCAGACGUGUAAAGGUAGCACAGCUCUGCAUUAUUGCUGUUUGACAGAUAACGUUGAGUGCCUCAAACUGCUACUAAGAGGAAAAGCUUCCAUUGAAAUAGCCAAUGAAGCUGGAGAGACUCCACUUGAUAUAGCUAAAAGGUUAAAACAUACACGCUGUGAAGAGCUGCUCGCUCAGGCCCUGGCUGGAAGACUUAAUUCUCAUGUUCAUGUAGAGUAUGAAUGGCGAUUGCUUCAUGAAGACCUGGAUGAAAGUGAUGAUGAUGUGGAUGAAAAAUUGCAGCAACCAAGUCCAAAUCGAAGAGAGGACAGGCCAGUCAGUUUCUAUCAGCUAGGAUCAAGCCAACUUCAGCCUAACGUGGCAUCUUUGGCAAGAGAUGCUGCCAACAUAGCCAAGGACAAGCAACGGGGCUUCAUGCCAAGCCUGUUACAGAACGAGACCUAUGGAGCCAUCCUCAGUAGCAGCCCACCGCCCACUCAGCCUGCAGCACCUGUUACAAGUGCACCACCAUUGCCUCCCAGGAACAUUGGAAAAGUUCAGUCUUCAUUUCUUGGCAGUGCUGUUCAGACAACUCCUUCAUCGAACACACUGUGGAAGACAAAUUCAUUAGGAAUGGAAAGCAUAAGCAGGCAGAGGUCUUCAUCAGAUCCACCAACUGUCCAUCCCCCUGUUCCACCAUUGCGUGUAACAUCUACAAACAUACUCUCUCCAGCACCGCCUCCAGUUGCAAAGACGACCAGUGUACUUGAAGCUUUGAACCAGCAGUCAAAACAGCCAGCUGUUCCACAGCCCAAACCUACGCCGCCGCCACUGCCUCCCCAACCUCCAAGUAGAGUUUCUCAGAAAAAGCCUGCUGCUGGGACUGACAAGUCAUCCAGUUUAACUAACAAGGGGCAGACGAAAGGUCCUGGAUCUCUGCAGCAGUCUGGUGCAGGAGAGUCUUCAUCUGUGACUGAGGUUCCUGGAUCACAAAUUUCCCCUUCUACAAACAUGUCAGGACCAAUCCAGCCUCCAGCACCAAUGCCAAGAAAGUCACAAAAAUCAAAAGCAAAACCCAAGAGAGUAAAAGCAAUCUACAACUGUGUCGCAGAUAAUCCCGAUGAGUUGACGUUUUCAGAGGGAGAUGUCAUAGUUGUUGAUGGUGAGGAAGAUCAAGAGUGGUGGGAAUUACACAGGACAAAAGGACACCCGAUUCCAGCAUAUUCUCAGAAAAAAAUGACUACUUAUAAGAUAAAGCAUCUUUCAGGUCAGUCUCUUGAGCACCAUGCUGGAGUUACAAAGGGAGUCCCCACUAUGGCUGGGAAAAUACACUAUGUUUGCCACAAUUCCAUAAUAAACUAGAAACAGGUGUUCUUCAUUGUGGUGGCCUCCACUGAGCCUAAGUGCAGCUCCCCAACUUUUUUGGGGUGGGGGUGGGUUUGUGUGAAGCUUCAGCCAAUGCGGAAUACUUGAAUAGUACGUGGAGCUUACUGUUUUGACUGUGCAGUGCUAUGCCUUGCCCAGUGCCAGGAGACUCCUGUAAGGGAAACAGAGUCCUCUUGAGUCCCUGCACCAACUUGGAAGGUGUGCAGAGAGUCCUGGGAAGUGUAGUCCUUGCCACCUAGAGCUCUUAAGAGAGCACUCUGUUUCUCUUAAAGGGCCCUCCCAAGACUGAGAAAGGUGCAGUACUGUGUGGAGGUCAGCACACUGGGAAAUGGCUGUUAUUUACACUAAAGGUUUAUUUGUCGAAAUGGCCCCCAUUUGAAAAAAACAUUUAUUGUAUUAAAAGUGUGACUAAAAAGGCCAUUUCACUGAAGACAUCACAAGAUAUUGAUACUUACUUUAUACCAUGAAUCUACUUUCCUCAUAUUUUAUAGGCAUGAGGUCCUCCUUUUUCUAUAUUAAAUAUACAUGUAAGUUAUAUAUUUUCAUUCUUAAGCCAUGUUUGAGGUUAACUACAGCCUGUAAAUCAAGAACCCAUGGCAAUAUUAUUGAUUAAAUCAACUUAAAUUUCAUGAAAUGUAAUUAAAAUCUUACAGUCCCUUUCUUUUAAACACACACACAGUGGUGUCUAGACGUUUUUGUUUUAUAAAAAGCACAUAGUGAUGUGUUCACACAUAGACUAUUGUGGGACAACAUAGUAGGGUAUUGAUCCAAAUGCUCACUGUAUUGAAGUAUACACCACUGUUUCUGCAAACAUUUCAGUAUCUGUUUGCAGACAUGCACUGUGUACUCAAGUAUCUCCAGAACAUGGUAGUUACACUGUUAAUAAUUGUGAAUAGAUUUCAUAAUUCUAAAUUGAAAAUGGGAUAUUACAAAACAUAGCAAUGUUCUUUUAAUGUUUGUAUAUUGUGAUACUGUAACAGUUUUUAUUUUGCAUAUGCUACCAAAAACCUGCACUGGUAGCAUAGGAUUAGAAUAUCAAUGUCCGGGUCACAUUGGCUUUGAUCACAAAUUUUGUGACUAUUGUAUCUCUAGAUUUAUCAAGAGAACUUUGAAUUUCUGACACAGAAAUUAUGUAUAUAUUGGCUAGCAUAGGUUGUAACAGAUGGGGGAAAGGACCAAUUGGUAUAUUUAUAUUGAAAAAAAUUAUGCUGGAUUUCACCCUUUCUACUGCCUUGCUAAAAUAGUAGAUUCAAGGCAACUUGUCAAACGUGUGGGUGCAAUCAAUUGGCUUACGUGAAAAAUCAGUUUAAUACAAGCUGUUGCAGUGUAAAUGGGGGAUAAACUGGAAUGUUUCAGGAUACUUUUGUUGUGAGAUUUAAAGCUAAGUCUGCAUAUUCAAAGUUCCCAGUAAAUAUAUAUGUAUAUUAGAAGCAUAGUUUGCCACUACAAGGUUAUUCAGACACUGAUGGAUUCAGUUUGGGUUUUAACUCUAUUUUAUAUGUUUCUAUUCCUGGUUAACUCUAGAAAAUGGACACAUUAUUUUGCACAGUUCACUUAUGUACAGUAUUUUUAACACAGUUUUAACAACUAAUAGUGUGCAAAGCCAUCUUUGAAAGCAUGCCUGUCCAUUAAAUUUCACCUGGACCUGGAUCCAAAGAACUGCGUAAGUAGGUGCAUGUGCUCAAAGGGAGAUUUGGACUUGUGUUGUUAAAACAGUCCCCCUGCUACAUCCUAAACUUAUUUUAAAACUGAGGGGACUUCCAAAAGCAGAGUUCAACAUGGCAUGCAAGCCUGCUGUGCACAGGAAAAGCGGCCUUGGGCACACCUCAAAGUAGCUGCUUGGAUCCUUAUUUUAACAUGGAAGCUUUCAGUUGUCCUGGAAGAAAAAUCUAACCAUGCUUACUAAAGAACUUGAAUAAUAGUAUUUUGUCUCACUAUGCUGUGCUGGCAGUAGGCUUGUAAUCAAGAUAAAGGUUUUAAAAAUUCAUUGCCUUGAUACUGUUUGCUCUUCUUAUGCAGAGCGUUAGAUAUUCAGGAUAACUUUUUUAAACAGAGGAUGAUCUUGUCAUCUUUCACAGUUGACACCAGAGGAUGAUGAUAUUCAACAAUCUGUUAGUGGGCACAUUAAGAGUACUGUGUUAACUACUUUAAAAGGAGCAGAAGACAUUUAAAAUGCAACUCAAAAUGCUACUUAAGAUGUAUAAUUUUCAAUGUGAUGGUUUUUUAUUGUUUAGUUGCAGAGCAACUGUAUACAUUGUAUAACCUAAAUCCAUUCUUAUUUUUAGUGUCUGAAUGCAGUGAUUUAUAAUUGGAGCAUGAUUAAUUUUACUUUUGUUAUUCCAGCCACUUGACUGGAGGAAUAAACUGCUUUUGAACCUC